AAGUUUCCUUUUCUGCUUUGUGGUCGGAGCUGUGAGCGGGCGGGGGACCACCGGGGUGGGCAUGUCUAACGUCGGUUUGCAGAGGGCCGGGUGCUGAAAGGGUUAAAACAGGCGGCUUCCCGCUUCCCGAGGACGCGGCCCCCGCGGCCAUGGGCAGCCGCGACCACCUGUUCAAAGUGCUGGUGGUGGGGGACGCGGCGGUGGGCAAGACGUCGCUGGUCCGGCGGUACUCCCAGGACAGCUUCAGCAAACACUACAAGUCCACGGUGGGAGUGGAUUUUGCUCUGAAGGUUCUCCAAUGGUCUGACUCAGAGAUGGUGCGGCUCCAGCUAUGGGAUAUUGCAGGACAGGAGCGCUUCACUUCCAUGACACGACUAUACUAUCGAGAUGCCUCUGCCUGUGUUAUUAUGUUUGAUGUCACCAAUGCUACUACUUUCAGUAACAGCCAGAGAUGGAAACAGGAUCUGGACAGCAAGCUUACACUGCCCAAUGGAGAACCAGUACCCUGCCUGCUUUUGGCCAAUAAGUGUGAUCUGUACCCUUGGGCAGUGAGCAGAGACCAGAUUGACCGGUUUAGUAAAGAGAAUGGUUUCACAGGUUGGACAGAAACAUCAGUGAAGGAGAACAAAAAUAUUAAUGAGGCCAUGAGAGUCCUCAUUGAAAAGAUGAUGAACAACUCCAGAGAAGAUACUGUGUCUUUGUCCACCCAAGGGAGCUACAUCAAUCUAAAAGCAAAAUCCUCCCCCAGUUGGACCUGCUGCUAGUAGCAUUUGACUCAUUUCCCAUCCCUGGUGUACAAGGGUCUUUUCAUCAUUCCUGUUGGUCAACCACCCAGCAUAAUUGUGUGUGUG
Dipodomys ordii (Ord's kangaroo rat) is the source of this 851-nucleotide messenger RNA. It is a transcript of the gene Rab29, whose product is annotated as RAB29, member RAS oncogene family. NCBI's taxonomy places the organism in Eukaryota, Metazoa, Chordata, Mammalia, Rodentia, Heteromyidae. Gene Ontology annotation, biological process: vesicle-mediated transport. The transcript is spliced from 5 exons. Gene Ontology annotation, cellular component: Golgi apparatus; vesicle; trans-Golgi network. Gene Ontology annotation, molecular function: GTP binding; GTPase activity. The coding region runs from base 150 to 764 and encodes 204 amino acids. The record is from RefSeq and is a predicted model, not a curated record.